AUGGAUCCUUGUGAGCUUAAGCCAACAAUAUCUCAAGCACAUCCCGAGACUAUGGACUUCCUUUCUAGUGCUUGGUGCAACUUUGCUGUUCAAGCUUUCCAGCCUGAGCUACAAGACCAAUCGCUCAUUCUCCACGAUAGCUCGAUCAAGAAACUCGAUAAUGAUACAAAACCACCUUUUCUGCAGAAACUGGACAAGAGCAUGAAGAUGGAUGAUACCGACAAUUUUGUACCCCCAUGGAAAUCCAAUGAUGUAAAAUCAUGGAUAUGGAUGCAACAAGCAAUGCAUCCAGAAUUGAACUAUAACAGCUAUUUCAAGAAGAAAUGGAUGCCAUGGAAAAUUGGGCAACAAUUUAAGAAUGUGUCUAUCAAGAAAUGGCUCAAAGAAAUUAAGCAGCGGAGCAAAGAUGAUAAGAGGCUGCAGAGAGCUGAAGUACAUGCAGCAGUAUCAGUGGCAGGUCUAGCUGCAGCUUUAGCUGCCAUAGCUGCUGAAAAUUCAUCAAAACUUGAUGAUAAUCCAAUCAACGCCACCAAGGACACCGCCGUGGCAUCGGCGGCUGCGCUGGUUGCUGCUCAGUGUGCCAAAAUGGCAGAAGCAAUGGGAGCAAAGAAAGAGCAACUCAGAAGUGUGAUAGGCUCCGCCAUGACUGGCACAAGUACCAGUGACAUCCUAACACUUACCGCUGCUGCUACAACUUCACUUAGAGGAGCUGCAACGCUUAAAGUCAGGGCAGGGUACAAGAACAAGCUGAUUAACGGAGGUGCACCAGUGCUACCAAUUGAGGAUCUCAAUUUUGACUUUGAAAAUUGCAGAUCAAUUAUAGCCAAAGGUGCCGAGCUUAAUGUCGAGACCCCAGAUGGAAGGAAUGUCUUGAGGUCAGUCUCAGUCAUCCUCAAUGGUGAAUCCAAGGUUAUUCUCAGAAUAAGGAAGCUUAAUCUACUGAAUGCCUUUGCAAGAACGCAUGAAAGUGUUGUGCUAGAUCUGCAUGUCGAAUUGUACAAGGAUUCAGAAGCAGGAGAAAAUGAUAAUACUUGCUAUCUCCUCGUAUUAACGACAAACAAAGGAAUGAUCAAGCUAGACAUGAUGGAUGACUAUAAGGGAUUCAAGACAUGGUCAAUUACUAUUAAUCAGAUGCUGAUGCUAUCCACCUCAUUCACAAAAUAUGAGCUGCAAUUUUACAAACACUGA
Molecule: messenger RNA, 1188 nt
Organism: Coffea eugenioides
Lineage: Eukaryota; Viridiplantae; Streptophyta; Magnoliopsida; Gentianales; Rubiaceae
Product: VAN3-binding protein
Exons: 8
Coding region: 1-1188 (395 amino acids)
Source: RefSeq, a predicted model, not a curated record